This is a messenger RNA of Psylliodes chrysocephalus, 453 nucleotides long. NCBI's taxonomy places the organism in Eukaryota, Metazoa, Arthropoda, Insecta, Coleoptera, Chrysomelidae. The record is from the annotation of a GenBank genome assembly.
AUGCCUCAAUUUUAUAAGAAAGUUAUUUUAAAUCCGUGUUGCAAAAUUUUCGCUGAGCAUUCCUUUGUAACUGUUAACUCAAUUUCUAUCAGAAGACUGGUAACUCCGGCCAAACAUAUUUUAAUUUCUAACCUGUACUUUUCCAUACCAAAUGAUCUUAUAAAAAAAGCUCUAAAAGAUAUUGGACUACAGCUUGCAUCCCCUCUUUCAUUCCUCAAAGCUGGAAUACCUGAAGAUGAAUUUGGACAUAUAAUAAGCUUCCGCAGGCAAGUGUAUGUUAUUCCCCCAACAGAAAAUUUAAAAAUUCAAACAUCAGUAGUUAUUAGUUUUAAGAAUAUUGAUUACAGGAUUUUCAUAUCAUCUGAUAAAAUAGAAUGCUUCAUUUGCAAACAACCUGGUCAUGUGGCAAGUCGCUGUCCCAAUACAAUACAAAAUACUUCUUGUGCACCUUGA